Molecule: messenger RNA, 1035 nt
Organism: Prunus mume (Japanese apricot)
Lineage: Eukaryota; Viridiplantae; Streptophyta; Magnoliopsida; Rosales; Rosaceae
Product: metalloendoproteinase 3-MMP-like
Biological process (GO): proteolysis; collagen catabolic process; extracellular matrix organization
Cellular component (GO): extracellular matrix
Molecular function (GO): zinc ion binding; metalloendopeptidase activity
Source: RefSeq, a predicted model, not a curated record
CCAAAACCAUUUGCUUACAAUGGCAAUGGCAUCAUCCAAAACUUCAACUCCUUCUCUCUUCGCAAUCACUACCCUACUCCUCUUCAUCCUCCUUUCUCUCCUCUCCUACGCAAAAGCCUCAGAAACCCACCACAAAAAAACAUCUUCUUAUGAGUUCCUUGAACAUCUCAAAGGGUGUCACAAGGGUGACAAAGUUCAAGGCAUCCAAAACCUCAAAAUAUACCUUGAAAAGUUUGGUUACUUGAAUGGCAAUACCAACAAUGAUGACUACUUUGAUGACGAACUGGAGUUGGCCAUCAAAACUUACCAAAUCAAUUACCACCUUAAGGUCACCGGAACAUUAGAUGCGAAAACCGUAAAGAAAAUGGAGAUACCUCGAUGUGGUGUGCCGGAUAUCAUCAACGGUACCACCUCCAUGAGAUCAGGAAACAAAAGGGGAGGACAUGGUUCAACUCACACAGUUGGUCAUUACGCUUUCUUCCAAGGAAACCCAAAAUGGCCUGCCAAUAAGUAUCACCUCACCUAUGGUUUUCUUCAAGGCACCCCAUCUGAGGCUGUGGGCGCAGUUGCACGUGCUUUUGCAACAUGGCAGGGCAACACACACUUCACGUUCAGCCAAGCCCAAAGCUUUGAGAGCGCUGAUCUGAAGAUCGGUUUUGGGAGGGGUGAUCAUGGAGAUGGGGCUAAUAAUGCAUUUGAUGGCCCAGGUAAGACCAUAGCCCAUGCUUUUCCGCCGUCUGAUGGGAGAUUUCACUAUGAUGCUGAUGAGACGUGGGUGGUGGGCGCUGUGCCGGGUGGUUUCGACUUGGAGACUGUGGCUUUGCACGAAAUUGGACACCUUCUUGGACUUGACCAUAGCUCUGUUUCAGGAGCUGUCAUGCAAUCUCAAAUUCCUUCGGGAUAUACCCAAAGUUUGCAUGCGGAUGAUGUUCAAGGAAUUAGAGCUUUAUACAACACUUGAUCUUGAUGACGAUCAGGUCAUGAAGAAUGUUUUUAUGUUUUUAUGUUUAUCAAAUCAGGUAUCUCACCUGGAGU